GGGAUGUCCAGGGCAGGACGCAGGGACAGAGAGACGGUGAGCCAAGAACCCACACAAGAUGCACAGAGGCAGAGGGGAGAAAAGGCAGCGAGGAAGCACCGAGUAUCACCUCCGCUGGAGGAGUACUCCGCCCGGGAAUAUGUAGCGAGAGGCACUAGGUACUGACUCUAGGCAGGCAGGUCCAGAUUGGGGGGUGCCUCCCACCUGAACGCCACCUAAGCCUGGUCGACUACUUGCAGGGGGGCAACUCGGACCCCGCAAUCCUGCGCCCUGUCGGUCCACGGCAUUACUGCCGAGGUCCCUUUAUCAAGAGAUGCCGAAGACGAAACGAGGCUAUAGCAGCCAUCUCACCAGGAGUACGGAGUAUCUUUUUUCGAUCACAAAACAUUGAAUCUAUAUCUUACUCGAUUACCUCUCUCUCUUCCUUCCCCCUGGUUGUCCCUGCACCACUCACCAGAGUCAUCCAGCCUUCCAAGCGUCAACCCGUCGUCUGCGCCCCCAGCUUUUCCCCAGACCCUUCUGCUCCAGAUCGCCGUUGCCACCUCCACCGUCUCCUCACACACGACCAGACACAAUGCCUCGCAAGCCAGCUCCCGCCUACGUGCUAGGCGUUGGCAUGACCAAAUUCAUCAAGCCACGCGGCAAAGUCGACUACCAUGAGCUUGGGUUCGAGGCGGGCAUCAAAGCCAUGCUGGAUGCCCAGAUCAACUACGACGAUGUCGACCAGGGCGUCGCAUGCUACUGCUACGGCGAUUCCACCUGCGGUCAGCGCGUCUUCUAUCAAUUCGGCAUGACCCAGAUCCCCAUAUACAAUGUGAACAACAACUGCUCGACGGGCUCGACGGGUCUGAACAUGGCCAGACAAGCCAUCGCCUACGGUGCAGCCGACUGCGUCCUCGUCGUCGGUUUCGAGAAAAUGUCCCCCGGCAGCUUACAAGCAUACUUCAACGACCGCGAGAACCCUACCUCCACCACCAACGCUAUGAUGAAAGCCACUCGUGGAGUUACAAAUGCUCCGGGCGCUGCUCAGCUCUUUGGCAACGCCGGUCGCGAGUAUAUGGAAAAGUACGGUGCGAAGGCAGAAGACUUUGCCGAGAUCGCCCGUGUCAACCACGAGCAUAGCAAGAGGAACCCAUACUCCCAGUUCAAGGAUGAAUACACACUAGAACAGAUCAUGAAGUCUCCCAUGAUCCACCCUCCCUUGACAAAACUCCAAUGCUGCCCAACCUCGGAUGGCGGCGCCGCCGUGGUUGUCGUCUCCCAAGACUUCCUCGACAAGCGACCUCACCUUAAGUCACAAGCCGUCUUGAUCGCCGGCCAGCAACUCGCCACCGACUCUCCAGACCUCUUCAACCGCUCCAGCAUCGACCUUGUCGGGUAUCAAAUGUCCGUUUUCGCCGGCAAACGCGCCCUGGAUGAGGCCGGUAUUACUCCCAACGACGUCCAGAUUGUGGAGGUCCACGAUUGCUUCAGCGCCAAUGAGAUGUGCGUGAUUGAUGCUCUGGGACUGUGUCCCAAGGGCAAGGCCCAUGAGCUUGUCAGGAACGGCGACAUCACCUAUGGCGGCAAAUAUGUCAUCAACCCUUCGGGAGGUCUCAUUUCCAAGGGCCACCCUCUAGGAGCCACCGGUCUCGCCCAAUGCGCCGAGCUGACAUGGCACCUCCGAGGCUGGGCCAACAACCGCCUGGUCAAGGACACCAAAUACUGCCUGCAACACAACCUGGGCCUGGGCGGCGCCGUCGUGGUGACCGUCUACAAGCGCGCCGACGGCAAGGCCGCCACGCCCGUCUCGGACGAGCAAGUCGGCAGGAUCAACGGUCUGGGAUACAACCCGGCCACCGAGGCCAAGGGCUUCACGACCGAGCAGGUCCGCCGGACGGUCAGCCAGAAGCAGUUCUCCGACUGGGCCGUCCAGGACGUGCAGAGCAAAGUCCAGUCCCGGUUUUAGAGCUCCUCUGUACACACAAAAAGGGCAUCGACUGCCCGCCCGCCACGCCUGCCCUUUAAUCUGAGUUUAUAUAGGCCUGCCCUGUGUAUAGAACGUUAAAGCAAUGCAUUCAUGCCCCCCAUUACAAGAGCUCCGUACUCCGUAAUAUUUGAUCCAUCCUGGCCCGAACUAGGUUGACGAUA
Molecule: messenger RNA, 2130 nt
Organism: Cladophialophora immunda
Lineage: Eukaryota; Fungi; Ascomycota; Eurotiomycetes; Chaetothyriales; Herpotrichiellaceae
Exons: 3
Coding region: 575-1948 (457 amino acids)
Molecular function (GO): acyltransferase activity, transferring groups other than amino-acyl groups
Source: RefSeq, a predicted model, not a curated record